Molecule: messenger RNA, 1035 nt
Organism: Colletotrichum truncatum
Lineage: Eukaryota; Fungi; Ascomycota; Sordariomycetes; Glomerellales; Glomerellaceae
Source: RefSeq, a predicted model, not a curated record
AUGAACGUCCUCAGACAACAAUUUCGAAUUUCCACGGUAAAAGCAUCGUUCCGCUCAUGGUCAACCACCUAUGCUGUUCUAUCAACUCAGCAGAAAAUACAAAAAAGAAGUGUCGCCACUGGCGGAAAGCGUUUUCAAUUGAACACAGGCGCUAGCAUUCCUGCCAUUGUUUUUGGUACUUUCCAAGACCCUGAUGCACAAGAAGACGCAGUAUCACGAGCUUUGAAGGCGGUAAUGCGUCUAAUCGAUACCGCACGAGUACAUAAUGUCGAGAAACAAGUAGGAAAGGGUAUCAAGAGGAGCGACGUCCCUAGAGAAGACAUCUUUCUCGGUACGAAACUAUGGUGCAAUAACUUUCACCCAGAUGACGUUGAGAGAGCCUUGGAUGAGUCUCUGACGGAUCUUCAUACGCCUUACGUGGAUCUCUUGAUGAUGCACUACCCUUGCACCUUUGCGAGGGGAGAAGAUUGUUUCCCUCGAGACAGUGACGGGAGAAUGAUACUAGGGAAAACAACCAAUGUGGAUACUUGGAAGGCUAUGGAGCAGUUGCUAAAGAGUGGAAAAGUCAAGGCCAUCGGAGUUUCUAACUUUAGUAAAUAUGAGCUCGAGACGCUCAUCGACGAGUGUUCAGUGAUUCCUGCCGUUCAUCAGAUGGAAGUACACCCUUAUCUGCAACAAAAGGGGUUCAAUGAAUGGUUACGCUCUCAAGAAAUCCAUGUGGUUCAAUUCAGCCCUCUCGGAAACAUGAACGACUUUUACCGUUCGACGGGCUGGAGUAAAGAAGUUUCGCACAUGAUGCGGGUCAUCGAUCAGCCACUUCUCAAAAACUUAACCAGAAAUAUGGCAAGAAGUACCAUCGAUUGGCAGAUCAAGGAAAAUGUCGAGGCUGAUUUCAAGAUGGAACCAGAGGAUGUUAAAGCCAUCGAAACACUAGGCGUUAAGGCGCGCUUCAACGAUCCCAGCCUAGACUACCAGUGGAGACUCUAUAGUGACCUUGAGGGGACCGAGGAUACAAUGGACGGUCGAACGCGUUAG